UACUGUAUCUGACUGAAACUGUUGUUUCGUCUGAUAUUGUUUACUUAUUUGCAUAAAAUGUGUAAGAAUUUCUUAGUUUAAAACAUCGAUUUGUUACUUAUCUCAAGCCCAACUAUUUCACCGUAGGUUUUAUCUGAUGUUAGAAAAUGAUAAUUGAAGAAAUACACGAUGACAUGAGAACUGCAAUUGAAUAUGGAAGGACUGACAUAGUCAAAACUAUCUUAGAUAGUUGCAGCAAAAGCAGCUCUGUUGAAAGUGAAGCAGAAAAGGGGAAACUAUUGGAUGAGCUUGUACUGGACGAAGGAUCAUUUCUGUGUUUUGCUGCAAAACUAAACCGAACAGACAUUGUUCGCACUUUACUGGCUGCGGGGGCAGAUCCCAGUGUACGAAACCAGGAGAACCUCAAUGCCCUGGAACUAGCUUCUUCUGAACAGACCAAGCAUACGUUCGUGGAGGAACUGCUACGAGCAAUAGCUAAUUCACAAUUGGAGAGAGUUUACCAGUUGGUGAAGGCAGGAGUGGAUGUCAACACUUGGGACAGUGACGCGACUCGCAACACCCCUCUACACUGGGCAGCGUGCUACGCCGACAGUCAAGUGGUCGCUUACCUCAUUGAACAAGGAGCUGAUAUGAAUGCAGUCAACAGUUGGGGAGCUACACCUCUUCAUGAAGCCAUUGAUAGAGGGGAGGCUGAGGUGAUAGCGGAGUUGCUGUGUGGAGGGCCAGACCUAGGUAUUAGAGCUACUAGAGGUAAACACAUUGGCACAACCCCUCUAGACAUGCUGCAUAACAGACCUCAGUUGGCAACACUGCUGGACAACAACAACUACGGACCUUCUGAGGCAAUGCCCAUGGUCAAUCUGAAGAAGCACACAAGACCAGCCCGCAGCAUCUCUGUGGACUCUUACCACAUGAGGAACAAAACUGACCACAUCACAAACGGACAUCAUGAGAAGCAACAACAGAUAGCACCACUGGAUCACUCACUAAACCAUGCUAGCUCUCUGGACCUGUCCCCUAAACUGGAGCAGGUUAUAGAGAACCUGGUACGGACCCACAUCAGUACUCCGGUGAGACCUUUGGUGACCAACCCUAGCCUGCAUCUCUUGUGGCCACAGCCUCAUCACAUGUUGGAGCUGGCCGGGCCUCCGUUUGUACCAGACCCCCAACUGCAGAUCAGUGUUGUACAGAGCUCCACAAAUGUUCACGAGAUACUGAAUGUGUGGGAGAUCCACCGUAGUCAGUUGCUCAAGCUGGGACUGGAUGUGAGAGUAAAAGAUGUACAGCCUUCCUGUGGUAGACCUGUGUCUAGUCAGGUCACUUGUGUAGUCAACCCCCAGUUGUUCUCUCACCAGCACGCCUACCAGAUACACAUAUCUACUGAUAAGGUGCAGAUAUCUGCAGACAGUGUGACUGGACUGCACUACGCUGUCUGUACGUUCACACAACUGCUGCAGCUGGCCCAGGCCCAGGACAGUCUAGACCUGGUGCCUGUGCUGAUACAGGACCACCCGGCCAUGAAGCAUCGUGCCGUGCUGCUGGAUAUUGCACCACUGAGCCGAGUACCGACAUUGGAUUACCUGUUUGAGAUGAUAGACAAGUGGUCGUCACUCAAAAUCUCUCAUCUGCAUCUCUACACUAGACUGGUGUCCAGCCGGGAAUGGCAACUGUGUUACAAGCAGAGUGACAUGGUGAUGAUUGACCGCUACUGCCAUGACAGGUUCAUCAGUCUCCUCCCUGUGUUGGACAUAGACAACAGUGUUCAGCGCCACGACCUGGAUGAAAUGUGGCCGGUGUUCCAAGACAUAGUCGCUAGCUUUACUAACCUCAAAUACGUCCACCUAGGCCCUAGACUAAGCAGUCUGCUGAUCUGUGGAGGAGAGGAAGGUGCUGAUGUGUCUCUACAGGACAUUUGGCAUCAUCUGUCACUGUCCCCUGAUGUAACUGUUAUGUUGUGUUCUAACACACUUCACAACCUUCACCUUGCCAAAGUCUAUGUUCCUGCCAACAUCGUACUGAUGGACUACGGCUUUCAGGCAGAUUACGACUUUGCUGACUGGACGCAAGAGUUCCACCAAUACGGUUGCACAACCUGUUUAUGUCCUGGAACUGCCAGUUGGAACAGCUUAGCAGGGUGUCCAGAGGCGUCUAUAUGUAACAUAUACAGAGCGGUGCAGGCUGUACAGAACACAGGAGCGUUGGGGACAGUGGUGGCGCAUUGGUCUGGCUCCUACCACAUCACACACUACCCCUUCAGCUGGCCGGGGUUCAUGGUGGGCGCCGGACUGGCUUGGAACACCAACACUCACUGGGACUAUUUGCACAACUCACUUGCCGACCUAUUAGACACACAUGUUUUUGGCGACAGGUCUCACUGUGUUGGCCAGGCAGUGCUGGAACUAGGCCAUGCUGAGACAUACCUGGUCCGUAGUGCCAGAGGUCAACAAUCACACAAUGUGUCAGAUCUGCCAUCACAUCUUGGCUCUAUACUGUACCAGCUCCUGGUGGAUCCUGACAACGUUACGCUCGACAAACUCACCUUGGACCAUUUCUCAAAAGCUACCAAACACAUCAAGAGGUCACAAACCUGCUUGAUGAAAGCAAGACCAGAUUGUAGUGAAACUGUACUGCAGGAGCUCAACCUGACAGUGGACCUGAUGUUGACAGCUUGUAAGAUAGGUCGAAGUCUGGUGGCUGCUGGAGUCAACCCUAACAGUAACAUGGGAUUGGCUGUCAUCAACCUGGGCGUUUGUCACCUACCACCUACCUUCCGCACUGAUGUGGCCAACAAACUGUUGGCAUUGAUAGAGCAGUACAAAGGUGCGUGGCUCCAGCGACAUUUGCCUGCUGGCCUGCAAAACUCUCUACUAGUUCUCACCUCUGCGCUGCGUAGAUUUGUGCCUGAAGACCCCUCGUAGUGGUUGGCCUACAGCAUUAGGAUUAGUGCUAUCACCAUGACAAACAUUCCACUCAUUAACAGCUCUGAAAACAAUUACUUUGAUCUUCUAAAACAUGAUUUUUAAUUGCAGAAUUUAGGGUAGACAACAUUGGACUGGCGUUUCUUAGCAGGAAAUUUCUGUCAUGGUACAGCAUUAGGCCUAAUUAGUAUCGAUUAUCUAUUUUUAUUUAAAUAGCAUUAAAGACUUGUGUCACACCGUAAAAUAGUUUAUUUUGACCGAAGCCCAGUUAAAAAGCUUUCUGGGAAAAUGCUGAUUUUUUUACUCAAAAGCAAUGCAUUUGGUCAUGUUUUGUGUUCCUAUAUAUGUAAAUAUAGGUUGUGUGAUCCAAAAAGAUAGGCCUAAAUAGAAAAUGAAACAUUAAAUAAAACAAGUGGAUUUUCAUUGAAUGAAAACAACAGAUAAACGGCAAUGGAUAGAUUACAGAAUUUUUCUUUGUAUGGAGGAAUGGAGGUGUGCUGUGUCCUUUUCAAAUAGUAAUGUACCACAAAGUCAGGAAGAGUUUGUGAUUAUUGUGGGGGAUUUUAAAUACCCUCCGCUUGCAUUCCAAAAUUUCAUAUUUAUGGACAUUUUUUUUAUACCAUCCAGCGUACCUAAUACUAUCCUUAUAAGAAAUGUCAUAAAGAGAGUGAGUGAAGUUGGGGUUGCUUGGAUAUUUUCUCAUUCAUAGCAUUUGUAAUUCAUAUUUAAAGUGGUUAUUUGCUACUUGCUUUUUUUCAAUUAGCCUAUCCUAACUUAGAUUGAUUUUAUGUAUCAUAAAACGAGCACAAGUAGCUUAUUUAACACUUUAGGCUACUACAGUUGAUCUGAUCAGGUAGGCUAAUGAAUUUAUAUCUAAAUCCUUUGUAUUAUCAUAGACUAAUCAACACAAGUAGACUUCUCAUCCCAUUGUAAAUUUUGAAGCUCAUUUUUGUGUCUAGUUCAUGUACGUGACACAUUGGCGCUAGUGUCGACGAAACUUGGUUUCUAUUAUUUUAGGGUUAAUUUCUUGAUUUGUGCUUUACUAAUUGGUUAUAUAACUAAGAGAUAAGUUAUUGUUUAUGAUUAGAUCUUAUUAUUUGGUAAAACGAGGUUUUAAAUGGCUGUAAUAACGGGAAACAAAUUGUAAACAAAACACGACCUCUACAUAAACCGUACAGAACUAACAAUAAAAUUGUCUUCAGCUGUUCCAUAAGGAUGAGAAAUCUACUAAGGGAGUAUGUUUUAUCUAUGGUAUUAUGCAACUCACAGUUUGUAGCAGUAUUAAUCUAGUGUUGUAAAAAGUGAUCUUAACUACAACCUACACUUAUUAAAUUUGUCUGUACCUGUAUAAAGAAGUGACAAUUUUGUUCCUAAAUGUAUAUAUAGGUUAGUAG
Messenger RNA from Macrosteles quadrilineatus (aster leafhopper), 4312 nucleotides. RefSeq lists its product as uncharacterized. Gene Ontology annotation, cellular component: nucleus; membrane; cytoplasm. The coding region runs from base 147 to 2918 and encodes 923 amino acids. Lineage: Eukaryota; Metazoa; Arthropoda; Insecta; Hemiptera; Cicadellidae. Gene Ontology annotation, biological process: glycosaminoglycan metabolic process; carbohydrate metabolic process. Gene Ontology annotation, molecular function: protein binding; beta-N-acetylhexosaminidase activity. The record is from RefSeq and is a predicted model, not a curated record. The transcript is spliced from 20 exons.